This is a messenger RNA of Paramecium tetraurelia, 423 nucleotides long. RefSeq lists its product as uncharacterized. The record is from RefSeq and is a predicted model, not a curated record. Lineage: Eukaryota; Ciliophora; Oligohymenophorea; Peniculida; Parameciidae. The transcript has 2 exons.
AUGAAUGCCAAAUAAAUUAGUGCUUCUUUAGCUGCUGUAUUACAUAUUUAAUAUUUCUAAUAGUUAUAUAUGCUUACAAACUAAUUGAGAGCCGUGAUAUAUUGGAAUAGUCUUCAUCCUUAUUAAUUAUUUGGAUUUGAAAUGACAACCUACGAUCCUUAUUUUAUCACACCUUUGCUCUUUGGAAUUGUUAAUUUUGGAUUAUUAAAAACUAGCCAACUUAAGUCAUUAUAAACUAUUUAGAAUGACCAAAAUCAAUUCAAAUUAAUCAAUCUAUGUUUUAUGUCCUCUCUGGCUGUUGUUGGUUUACCAAUAGAUAUUCUGAUGAUAUACUCAAUUAUGGGAUGUUGUCAAACAUUGAUAUAAUAUUAGUAAUAGAAACAAAUAUAGAAAUUGUUGAGAGAUUCCUAAAUGUUGAUAUGA